UCCCUGGCCCGGGGGCUGCGCGCUUUCCGCUUCGACCAUGGAUAAAAGGGGUUCGCUCACUUCGGGGAGCCACAGGAGCCUCUCCGCCAGCUCUCCCGCCAGCUCUUGUACUCCAGGCACCGCCGACCCGAACCUCCGAGCUCAGCCCCAUGGCCCGCACCGCGACCGCCGCCACCCCCUGCGCCCCUCGGCUCCUCCGGGCCGCGCUGCUGCUCCUGCUCCUGGUCGCCGCCUGCCGGCGCGCAGCAGGAGCGCCCGUGGUCACCGAACUGCGCUGCCAGUGCCUAAAGACAUUGCAGGGAAUUCACAUCAAGAACAUCCAGAGUGUGAAGGUGACAUCCCCGGGACCCCACUGCGACCGAACCGAAGUCAUGUAAGUGCUGCCUCUCGCGCUGCUGCUGCUAACAGAGUCCUGUCACUUCCACCGCCCCGAUGCCCGCACCUUGAUCCCCCAGCCCGACCUCCUGUCUCACAUGGAUUCUCUCUUCUCUCUGCAGAGCCACUCUCAAGGAUGGGCAGGAAGUUUGUCUCAAUCCCGCAGCCCCCCUAGUUAAGAAAAUCAUCGCUAAGAUGCUAAAGAAGGCAGCUCCAACUGACCAGAGGAAGCAGGAAGCUGAUCCAUGGCUAUACUUGAAGCAGACCCUAUCCUUAGAGAAAUCAAAGGAAAAAGAGGAAUCUUCAACUCCCAAGAUUGGACAAAACAUGUCUCAGCCCUAUGUUUUGAGCAUCUCUUAGGAGAAUUCUUCUACUUAUUUAUUUAUUGGCUGGUUUUCUAAGAUUCUGUGUUAAUAUUUUACAUGUAAAAUCCUUAACUAUGUGAUUAAUUCUACUUGUGUACUAUACUUUUAUUUUAUGUCAAACCCGUUAGUUCACUUUUGAUUAUUUAAUUUGAAGGUAAAAUGUUUGCAGAUAUUCUCUAGUUACUAAAUUAAUAUUUCUGAGGAGCCCACAGCAUGCCAGCCAGCUGCUAUGACAGAGGCUUGGGGAUCCAAGCAAAUAAUGAGGUCAUUGUUAGAGUAGGGGAAUGCAUGUGUACAUUUAUUUUUGUAACUGUUUAAAAGAAUGUUGGUUGUUAUUUAUUGGAACAAUUUCACAGUAUGUGAUCAACAUUUCUCAUGUUGAAGCUUUAAGAACUACAAUGUUCUAACUAUCCUUUAGACAUUUUAUGUCUUUCUUGUAAGGCAUAAUGCCUUGUUUAGUGUUAAUUAUG
This is a messenger RNA of Rhinolophus ferrumequinum (greater horseshoe bat), 1210 nucleotides long. RefSeq names its product growth-regulated protein homolog. The transcript has 3 exons. The record is from RefSeq and is a predicted model, not a curated record. Bases 150 to 377 code for a protein of 75 amino acids. NCBI's taxonomy places the organism in Eukaryota, Metazoa, Chordata, Mammalia, Chiroptera, Rhinolophidae. Gene Ontology annotation, cellular component: extracellular region. Gene Ontology annotation, molecular function: chemokine activity; CXCR chemokine receptor binding. Gene Ontology annotation, biological process: antimicrobial humoral immune response mediated by antimicrobial peptide; neutrophil chemotaxis; inflammatory response.